Molecule: messenger RNA, 1369 nt
Organism: Klebsormidium nitens
Lineage: Eukaryota; Viridiplantae; Streptophyta; Klebsormidiophyceae; Klebsormidiales; Klebsormidiaceae
Source: the annotation of a GenBank genome assembly
AUGGAAACUGUGUCUACGGAGCUGCCAUUUCAAGGAAGAAUGGCAGCGUCGACGGCUAUGUUCCUGGGCCUAGCUCUCUUUGCCAGCCUCAUCAGCUCAAGCUUGGCCACUCAGAUCCAGUGGGCGGGGCGCACAUGGAACGUCCGCACCACUGGCAGUGGCACGGAGGGCCCCGGUCCGAACUACUUCUCAGACAACGUCAGCAACGUCAUGGUUGACGCAAGCGGGAAGCUGCGGCUCCAAGUGACAAAGACCGGAAGAAAGUGGGCCUGCGCUGAGCUUAUGCUGCCCGCCAGUCUUGGCCACGGCACUUACCAAUGGACGGUGACGUCCGGCGCGGGAUCCCUUGACCCCAACGUGGUUUUCGGCCUGUUCACAUGGGACGACAGCCCGAUCCAAGCCCACAGAGAGAUUGACAUCGAAUUUGCGCGCUGGGGCGCAACGCCCGCGCAAGACGGGUCCAACGCGCAGUGGGUCGUUCAGCCGUACGAUGGUUUGGACCAUCUGCAGAGGUGGCUGGCUCCGCCCUUUUCCGCCUCCUCCGCCCCACUGGUCGUUUCCUUCCGGUGGGCGCCCGGAGCGAUCUACUGGGCGGGCAGCCAGAGCGGAAAGCUGAUCAGCACCAAGGAGUACGAGGCCGAGGAUGUGCCCGUGCCGGGCGCAGAAACCGUGCACAUGAACCUUUGGCUGUAUCAGGCGAAUCCCAACGUGUUGGCCGGACCGCAGAAUGGGAAGACGGCUACAGUGUUCCUGUCGAACUUUACUUUCACUCCGUUGUAAGCUUGCGGAAAACCGUACAGGGGUAAACAGGGGUGAACAGGGGUAUUGUGUUCGAGGACUUUAGGUCCUUCGUUCUUAUAUCGAAUUUCCGAGAUCCACAAAGUGACACUUGAGCUGGUGAUUAGUCGGGAGGAACGCAGCAACGCUGCUUCGUUGCCGUUCCGACGGUCGAAGUCGGGCGUAAACACUCGAUAAGCCCUUUGGACUAUCUAGAUCAACUCUUCUGAGCCUCUCCUUUGAUGCCGCGCGCUACAUAGGUCAUGAAACUGAUGAAGUAAUGAGGCAUCAUCAAUGCUUAACUUUUAGAAGCCUCAAUAGAAAUUUCUAUCAGAAGACUUGGGCCCGCGGCGCCGUGCUAGCUAGCAAGGUACGUAGUUUCAGCACCAAUAUACUGUUUGAUAGGGCAGCGAACAGACUUACACGGAUCGAAAGAUCCCAACUGUUUGUCAGUCUUCAAGCAGAAGAUAGAAAAGCGGGGUGGAGACGAAACCAACCCCAUAACACUGUCGAGCUUUAUAUCAGAGUCAGGACCAAACGAUUGGCAACACGUCAGGGCAAGGUCCGAGUCGCAUGUGUGAUAUGACAGGUU